GAUAGUUGACUAUACCCUUUGCUCCUUAAAUAUAUAUCUGCUAUUGAGGAUACAAAGGAGUGGAGUUUUCCAAAAGAAUUCAAGACAAGACACAAAUGGAUGUCGCCAUUAAUGUUAAGCAACAGAAGCAUUUUGUUCUUGUACAUGGUGCAUGCCAUGGAGCUUGGUGCUGGUACAAGCUCAAGCCACUGCUGGAGUCUGCUGGACAAAGGGUCACAGCCAUAGAUCUGUCAGCGGCCGGGAUCAAUCCAAAAAGGUUAGAAGAGGUUUACACUCUUGAGGAUUACAGCUCGCCACUGUUGGAGCUCAUGGCUUCAAUUCCUCCUAAUGAGAAGGUUGUUCUAGUUGGCCAUAGUUAUGGUGGUAUGAACUUGGCUCUUGCCAUGGAAAAUUACCCUGAAAAGAUCUCAGUUGCUAUUUUUGUCACGGCCCUUGUGCCUGAUAUUGUUCGUCCACUAUCCUAUCCUCUGGAACAGUUUUUUGCUGGUGAAACUCCAGAAAUGGAACUGGACAGGGAGGUUUCCCCCUAUGGUGCCCCAGAAAAGGGGGGAAAAUCGUUGCAUUUUGGCCCCAUAUAUUUGUCAACCAGACUUUACGAGCUUUGUUCCGUCGAGGAUCUUGAAUUGGCAAAGUCGUUGGCUAGGCCAACCUUGCUUUUGGUAGAUGAUUUGGGAAAGGAAAAACCAUUUUCAGCUGAGAAAUAUGGUUCAGUCAAACGAGCUUAUAUCUUAUGCAAGGAAGAUAAAACAAUUUCUUUAGACAUUCAGCGUUCGCAAAUUGAAAAUAUUGGGAUGACAGAAGUGAAAGAGAUCAAAGAUGCAGGCCACAUGGUAAUGUUGUCGAAGCCCCAAGAACUUUGUCAAAAUCUCCUUGAGAUAACUCAGAAGUACACUUAAUUGUACCCCUCCUACU
Messenger RNA from Coffea eugenioides, 912 nucleotides. Its product is annotated as polyneuridine-aldehyde esterase-like. The record is from RefSeq and is a predicted model, not a curated record. The transcript is spliced from 3 exons. NCBI's taxonomy places the organism in Eukaryota, Viridiplantae, Streptophyta, Magnoliopsida, Gentianales, Rubiaceae. Gene Ontology annotation, biological process: salicylic acid metabolic process; jasmonic acid metabolic process. Gene Ontology annotation, molecular function: methyl salicylate esterase activity; methyl indole-3-acetate esterase activity; methyl jasmonate esterase activity. The coding region runs from base 96 to 896 and encodes 266 amino acids.